GUCACAUUGCUGGACCUAGGGCUUUCUGGUUGCGAAGCUGUUGGCGCUAUCAAGUGCUUGGAGCAUCUGUUUAAGGAGAUGAAAAGUUUUGCUAUGGAGAACAACCUUUACCUGCACAUGAACGCUUCGACCCGCACCAUUCUCUCUUGGUCAUCCCAUGCAGAUUACCCAACGGGGUUCUGGUUUAAAGGAGCUGAUACAGUUGUGGUCAUCAAGUUCCUGAUUUGGAAAUAUACUGGCCUCCUUGAAUCCGUUGCCGAAAGGAACAAUGCGGACUACCUGAAUGAAAUACUCAACUGCCUGAAUGCUGCAAACGAUUUCAUGAGCACCCUCUACCGUUCUGGGCUUUUCUUGUCUAGGCUACGAUUGACCAGAGUAGUACGAGUUGGCAAAGCCAUGUUGAGUAGCUACUCUUUGUGUGCCAGGGCGGCCUUUCACAG
Symbiodinium pilosum is the source of this 440-nucleotide messenger RNA. The record is from the annotation of a GenBank genome assembly. Lineage: Eukaryota; Dinophyceae; Suessiales; Symbiodiniaceae.